AUGGCCGCCCAGUUUAAUACUUUAAUUGAGGGAAAGAGUACUCCCCAGGUUGCGAAUCUAGCGGCUGUAGCUCGCAAAGGUCAGCAUGGUGUAGCUUCCGUACCGACAUAUCCUGAACUGGACGAGUUCCAAUUGGGCAGAUCCUCGCCUACGAGAGAAUAUUCACCAUCAUUACCUAGGGUGGCUAGAAUAUCUCUAGGUUCCACAGAUGUGGAGAGUCUUCCAGCAUCUUUCGGUUCACCUCGUGACCACGAAAGAGCACAGAACCCGGCUAGUCGUGUUACGGCAAAUGUGGCACAUAGUCUUUUGAAUCCUCCGAGGAAUAAAUGGCGGUUUGUGAGUGCCUGUGUGAUGUUCUUGGCCAACGGUAUGGGGGAUAGCUCCCUUGGUGCAUUGAUCCCGUACAUGGAGGAGGAUUAUCACAUCGGAUAUUCGACCGUGUCGUUGGUUUUUGUCGCCAACGCCCUAGGAUUCAUCUUGGCUGCACCACUCACUCAUGCGAUUAAUAGUCGACUUGGUCGCUCGAAGACGUCCAUGAUAUGUCAAGCAUUCUUAGUGACAGCAUUCACCCUGAUUGCCUGCAAAGUACCCUUCUCAGUCGUCGUCGUGAGCUACUUGCUUAUCGGGCUCGGCAUGUCCAUCAACAUCUCCCUGAACAAUGUCUUUUUGGCUAACAUGGCAAAUGGGACUGAAGCCUUGGGCGUUGCUCACGGAUCUUAUGGCAUCGGCGGAACAAUUGCUCCACUGAUCGCUACUGCAUUGGUAUCGCAUGGGAUCCACUGGACGUACUUCUACUUCAUUAACCUGACUCUGGCUGUCUUUAAUCUCUUCUACUCAGGUUGGGCUCUCAAAGGGUUUGGGAAAGAGCUCCAUGGCCAAGCUGUUCCAGGUGUUCGUGGAACAGUAUUUGUCCAAGACGAGGCGCAGCGGCCCGCCCAAAAAAGUGUCCUGAAAAAGGCCGUCAAAAGCAAAGUGACUUUUCUGGGAGCGUUGUUCAUAUUCGCGUACCAAGGUGCCGAAGUAUCGAUAUCUGGUUGGAUAGUCUCAUACCUGAUAGCUUAUCGAGACGGAGACCCGGCUCAUGUUGGAUACGUUAGCUCCGGUUUCUGGGCAGGCAUUACUCUCGGCCGGUUUGCUCUCUCUUACCCAGCCCGUCGCAUUGGAGAGAAGCUGUCGGUCUCCGUGCUUACCCUGUGCGCUAUUAGCUUUCAAUUUCUCGCAUGGUUUAUCCCGAAUAUCAUUGGACAGGCGGUCGCAGUUGCCAUCAUCGGAUUGAUUCUGGGUCCGAUUUACCCCUGUGGAGCUGUGGUUUUCAGCAAAUUGCUCCCUCACAACAUUCAAACGACGAGUUUGAGCUUUAUCAGCGCAAUGGGAAGCAGUGGCGGUGCCUUUGCUCCAUUUAUCACCGGCCUCCUUGCGCAGCAGCUUGGCACAGUAGUUUUACACCCAAUCUGUCUGGCCCUCUACGCUGUGAUGUUUGUCAGUUGGUGCUUCUUGCCAAGAAUUGUGAAACGUUCCGACUGA
Molecule: messenger RNA, 1524 nt
Organism: Penicillium lagena
Lineage: Eukaryota; Fungi; Ascomycota; Eurotiomycetes; Eurotiales; Aspergillaceae
Product: MFS efflux transporter
Exons: 1
Coding region: 1-1524 (507 amino acids)
Biological process (GO): transmembrane transport
Cellular component (GO): membrane
Molecular function (GO): transmembrane transporter activity
Source: RefSeq, a predicted model, not a curated record